UCAAUUCCACUGCAUAAGUAUAUACCACAAGCACGCGUCGGCUUCACCAGGGUUCAAGCUGCAGUUCAAGCGGAGUUCAUGUCUUGUGGAUAAUGCACGCCGCCACGAGUACGAUGUUUGUGUCACUGCUGUAGUACUCCAAGUCUUAGCAUUGGCGUGGUUGACAAUCUAGUAAGCUACUUCAACACGUUGUGGUUGACUGGGUGAACGGUUUUCGUUACAUGGGGAGUAACAUGUGUUCAAUGUUAGGCUGCAGCGUGUGGAGAUAAAAGUUACUUGAUGGUGGGAGGAAAAAAUGUGACGUCGGGUAAUACCAUCUGGUGAAUGAAACGAGAGCAUGCAUGAAUUUCGUCUGGCAUACUAUUCGUGAAAUACAUCGUACCGCCAGAUUGCAUCGUCAUUACUAUACAUAUUCAGUUAUGUGGCUGGAAAUUCAAGCUAAGAAGGGCUUCGUGGCCGGCUGAGUUCUUGCGCUGUAACCUGAAACAAUUUCUGUAUGAAAAACAAAAGAUAUAACGUCAAGAGAAGUAAGAUCUUAUUCCGUGAAAUCGUUGUGGUGUCGAAAAAAAGAAAUUACAAACCUCAAAAUUACAAACAUAUAAAUUUCGGUAAGCUUUCGGGAGAAAAAUUAAAUAAAAUUCGUUUAAAAAAUUAUCAAUAUAAUCUCCAAGCCACUCUAAUUUGAAAAAUUCAGUUUUCCGAAAAUGCUAAUCGACGUGGAGCGUCCUGCAAUGGACCAAAGCCCUCCGCUAUUGAGUUGAAAAGAGCCUUGAGUGCCAUUGAUAUGACAGAUCCUGAAUACCAGCGGAAUAUCAGAGCUGACGAAAAUGCAGUUAUACUGCAGGAAAUGAGUCGCUCCAUCGUUGUAGCGCCCAGAACGACGGAAAAUCGUGCAGAGUCUGUAACCGAGGAUUCAAAAGCUACUACGGUUAAAAAGAAUCGGAAUGAUUCAGAUCACCAGGUUUCUGGCAACUCUCCAGUCAGUGCGUGGAGGAGGGCUUCGGAAGCGAUAGCAACAAUCUUCAGAAGUGGCCAGCGGUCGAGUAUCAAUCCACCUAGAAACGAUGACCAAGAGUCCGGUGGUAACUUGACUCCAGAUGUUGUUAUCCAGGAUCCAAAAAACCCCAGCCGUGGUCCCCGGAAUCCGAAUCGCCAAAAAAGAAACAACCAUGAUCCACGACUCGAAGACCUAAGCGCCACCGACAAUCCCUUAAUCCCCGGAUUAAAUCAGAUCAUUUCGCCUCCAGCUAUCCCCAUUUUAAUAUCCACCCUGUCAGAGGAAGAUAGAAUCAUGCGUCUCAAAAUGCCACCUUGCUCGGCUUCUGCCGGUCUCAGAAGGACGUCUGGUUCUUCGGAAUCGAAGAGAUCAGAAGUAAAAGCGUCAGCGGGAAGAGCAAGCUCGAAAGCCGCUCCAAAUAAUGUCAACUACUCUCAGAACAAGACGGAAAAUUUCGAGGAGUUGGAGGGUCAAAUAACCGCGGGCAGUCUUAUCGGUUACAGCUCGAAACUUGAUCGUGGAUUGAGAAGAGUAUCCCGUAAGCCUGAGCCCCUGUCCAAUCCUAAUGCAAAGACGAAGCUGGUGCCGAACCGGAAUCUGCUUCCCGUAGCACUUGAAAAUGCUGGUGGAGCUUUGGGUAUUGGAGGAUUAAGGGAAUCGCCCACUAGGACUAUUCCUCAAGACGACAAGGCUGACAAGCCCCUAGAUCCAAGCUCGAAGUCCAUGAGACAACUUUAUAGCAUGGCUGAUUCGUGGAGUAGCGAUUCUGUCACCAGUCACUCCGACAUUUGUUCCUGUUGUCACAACAAUGAAUUUUGUCCUAUCCAUGGAAAAGCCAAUAUCACCCAAAAAUAAUCAGCGACAGUGAAAAUAAAUAAG
Diprion similis is the source of this 1876-nucleotide messenger RNA. RefSeq lists its product as uncharacterized. The transcript has a single exon. The record is from RefSeq and is a predicted model, not a curated record. Lineage: Eukaryota; Metazoa; Arthropoda; Insecta; Hymenoptera; Diprionidae. Bases 785 to 1852 code for a protein of 355 amino acids.